This is a messenger RNA of Sphenostylis stenocarpa, 519 nucleotides long. The record is from the annotation of a GenBank genome assembly. NCBI's taxonomy places the organism in Eukaryota, Viridiplantae, Streptophyta, Magnoliopsida, Fabales, Fabaceae.
AUGGGGAAUUGCCAAGCUGUGGAUGCUGCAGUGCUUGUGAUCCAACACCCUUGUGGGAAGAUAGAGAGGUUGUAUUGGCCAGUCACUGCAAGUGAGGUUAUGAGGACCAACCCAGGCCACUAUGUGUCUUUGAUAAUACCAUUGCCUGUGCCACCACAGGAGCAGAAUCAAGACCAGAAAACGGUGCGUUUCACCCGCGUUAAGCUCCUCCGGCCUAAUGAGACUCUCAACCUUGGCCAUGCUUACAGGCUCAUCACUACUCAAGAGGUUAUGAAGGUUUUGAAAGCAAAGAAGCAUGCCAAGACAAGGAAGCCACAGGCUGAGACAGUCGAGAAGGUACAUACCGUACAACCGGAGAAGGAGAGUUCAACCACUGAGGCACACACAGGAGGGGAGUCUACACAUCAGGGAACGAGACCCGAGAGACACAGGCCAAGGGCGGCUUCAGCAAAACCUGCUGUAGUGAGGUCAAAAUCCUGGCGCCCCUCGUUACAGAGUAUUUCAGAAUCAUCAAGUUGA